CGAGGGUGACACAUCAUGGUCACUGGCCGUAGAGACGGUAGUGCAGGCGAGCAGCACGCUCUGGCUCCACGGCGGGUCUCAGCCGCCCCCGCCGCACUCGGCGCCGACUGCAGGAGUUGAGCCACUCCGAGCCGGAGGGGUUUGGGGAAGCCCUUGGCGGCGCGCUGAGCGCGGGAGCGCGGAGCGGCUGCGCGGGCGUCCGGGGUCCCGCGGUCGGCUGGUGUCGCCGCUGGCGGGGCGUUUCCGAGGUGUGGCGGAGGAGGAGAUGCUGCUCCUCUUCCCCCCCUCCCCAGGCUCGUUUUCCAGCUCCUUCGGCUCACUCCCCCUGCCGCUCGGGGAAGAAGAGGUGGUGGCUCUCCGCGCCCGCGGCGGCUGCCGGCGGCGCGCCCCGACGCCGCGUCCCCGCAGCCCUCGCCCGGUGCUCUGGUAGCAGGACCCGGUCUCCAGUCGAGCGGGUAAUAUGCACGUGUCACUAGCUGAGGCCCUGGAGGUUCGGGGCGGACCCCUGCAGGAGGAAGAAAUAUGGGCUGUACUAAAUCAAAGUGCCGAAAGUCUCCAAGAAUUAUUCAGGAAAGUAAGCAUAGCUGAUCCUGCUGCCCUUGGCUUUAUCAUUUCUCCAUGGUCUCUGCUGUUGCUGCCAUCUGGCAGCGUGUCAUUUACAGACGAAAAUAUUUCCAGUCAGGAUCUUCGAGCAUUCACUGCACCAGAGGUUCUUCAAAAUCAAUCACUAACAUCUCUCUCAGAUGUUGAAAAGAUCCAUAUUUAUUCUCUUGGAAUGACAUUGUAUUGGGGGGCUGAUCAUGAAGUACCUCAGAGCCAGCCUAUCCAACUUGGAGAUCACCUCAACAGCAUACUGCUUGGAAUGUGCGAGGAUGUUAUUUAUGCUCGGGUUUCUGUUCGGACUGUCCUGGACGCUUGCAGUGCCCACAUUAGGAACAGCAAUUGUGCGCCUUCAUUUUCCUAUGUGAAACAGUUGGUAAAACUGGUUCUGGGAAAUCUUUCUGGGACGGAUCAGCUUUCCUGUAACAGUGAACAAAAGCCUGACCGAAGCCAGGCCAUUCGUGACAGAUUGAGAGGAAAAGGAUUACCAACAGGAAGAAGCUCUACUUCUGAUGUACUAGACACACACAAGUCUCCAUUCUCUCAUCAGACCUUUCUUAACAAAGGGCUUAGUAAAUCUAUGGGAUUUCUGUCCAUCAGAGACACGCAAGAUGAGGAAGAUUAUUUCAAGGACAUUUUAUCAGAUAAUAAUUCUGGACAUGAAGAUUCUGAAAAUACUUGCUCUCCUUACCAAUUCACAACUAGUGGUCCAGAAACAAAAGCUAUCCCUGGCAUUGAUGUGAUUCCCAAGAAGAAGAUUUGGGCUUCAUCCAUGGACUUGCUUUGCACAGCUGACAGAGACUUCUCUCCUGGGGAGACCAGCAGAUACCGACACUGUCUCCCUGAGGCAGUAACAGCACGGUCUUCGACUGCUCCUAGAAGAAAGGAGGCAAGAUACUCAGAUGGAGGCAUAGCCCUGGAUAUCUUUGGCCCUCAGAAAAUGGAUCCUAUGUUUCACAGGCGAGAGUUGCCCACCUCCUCAGCCAUAUCAAGUGCUUUGGACCGAAUCCGAGAGAGACAAAAGAAACUUCAGGUUCUGAGAGAAGCCAUGAAUGUAGAAGAACCAGUUCGGAGAUACAAAACUUACCACAGUGAUAUCUUUAGUACUUCCAGUGAAAGUCCAUCAGUUAUUUCCUCUGAAUCGGAUUUCAGACAAGUGAGAAAAAGUGAAGCUUCGAAGAGGUUUGAAUCCAACAGUGGUCUCCCAGGAGUAGAUGAAACUCCAAGUCAAAGCCAGUCACACAGACCAAGCAGGCAAUAUGAAACACCCCUUGAAGGCAACUUAAUUAAUCAAGAGAUGAUGUUAAGACGGCAAGAAGAAGAAAUGGUGCAGCUUCAGGCUAGAAUGGCCCUUAGACAGUCUCGGUUGAGCCUGUAUCCAGGAGACACAAUCAAAGCUUCUAUGCUUGAUAUCACCAGGGAUCCUUUAAGAGAAAUGGCCCUUGAAACAGCCAUGACACAAAGAAAAUUGAGGAAUUUCUUUGGCCCUGAGUUUGUGAAAAUGACGAUUGAACCUUUUAUAUCUUUGGAUUUGCCACAGUCUAUCCUUACCAAGAAAGGGAAGAAUGAGGAUAACCGAAGAAAAGUAAAUGUAAUGCUUCUGAGUGGCCAGAGACUGGAACUGACUUGUGAUACCAAAACUAUAUGUAAAGAUGUAUUUGACAUGGUUGUGGCCCAUAUUGGCUUAGUGGAACAUCAUUUGUUUGCUUUAGCUACAAUCAAAGAAAAUGAAUAUUUCUUUGUUGAUCCUGAUUUAAAAUUAACCAAAGUGGCCCCAGAGGGAUGGAAAGAAGAACCAAAGAAAAAGAACAAAGCCACUGUUACUUUCACUUUGUUUUUCCGAAUUAAAUUUUUCAUGGAUGAUGUUAGUCUAAUACAACAUACACUGACCUGUCAUCAGUAUUAUCUCCAGCUGAGAAAAGACAUCUUGGAGGAAAGGACACACUGUGAUGAUGAGACUUCUUUAUUGCUGGCAUCCUUGGCUCUCCAGGCUGAGUAUGGAGAUUAUCAACCAGAGGUUCAUGGUGUGUCUUACUUUAGACUGGAGCAUUAUUUGCCUCCCAGGGUAAUGGAGAAACUUGACUUAUCCUAUAUUAAAGAAGAGUUACCCAAAUUGCACAAUACUUAUGCAGGAGCUUCUGAAAAAGAGACAGAGUUAGAAUUUUUAAAGGUUUGCCAAAGACUGACAGAAUAUGGAGUUCAUUUUCAUCGGGUGCACCCUGAGAAAAAGUCACAAACUGGAAUAUUACUAGGAGUCUGUUCUAAAGGUGUCCUCGUGUUUGAGGUUCACAAUGGAGUUCGCACAUUGGUCCUUCGCUUUCCAUGGAGGGAAACCAAGAAGAUUUCUUUUUCAAAGAAGAAAAUCACAUUGCAGAAUACAUCAGACGGAAUAAAACACGCCUUCCAGACAGACAACAGUAAGGUAUGCCAGUACCUGCUGCACCUCUGCUCUUCCCAGCACAAGUUUCAGCUGCAGAUGAGAGCAAGACAGAGCAACCAGGAUGCCCAAGAUAUUGAGAGAGCUUCGUUUAGGAGCCUGAAUCUCCAAGCGGAGUCCGUUAGAGGAUUUAAUAUGGGACGAGCAGUCAGCACUGGCAGUCUGGCGAGCAGCACCCUGAACAAACUUGCCGUUCGACCUCUGUCAGUUCAAGCUGAGAUUCUGAAGAGGCUGUCCUGCUCAGAGUUGUCGCUUUACCAGCCAUUGCAAAAAAGUGCAAAAGAGAAGAGUGAGAAAACUUCAUGGGAGGAAAAGCCUAGAGGGAUGAGUAAAUCAUACCACGAUCUCAGUCAGGCCUCUCUCUAUCCUCAUCGGAAAAAUGUUCUUGUUAACCUGGAAUCCCCGUCACAGACCAUUGCGGAGUUGGUAGGAAAACCAUUUCACCAGAAGGCAAGAUCUGAUACAGAGCCUUUGACAGGAGUCACAAAACCUAAUAAUUCAAAGUCUGUUGCAAGUUUAAAUAGAAGUCCUGAAAGGAGGAAACAUGAAUCAGACUUCUCAUCUUUUGAAGACCCUGGUCAAGCACAUGUCAUAGGAAUGACUUUGCAUAGUUCUGGAAAUUCUUCAUCCCAAGUACCCUUAAACGAAAAUGAUGGUCUACACAAAAGAUGGAGCAUAGCAUCUUCACCAGAAAGGGAGAUCACCUUGGUGAACCUGAAAAAAGAUGCAAAGUAUGGCUUAGGAUUUCAAAUUAUCGGUGGGGAGAAGAUGGGAAGACUGGAUCUCGGUGUAUUUAUUAGUUCAAUUACUCCUGGAGGACCAGCUGACUUGGAUGGAUGCUUAAAGCCAGGAGACCGUUUGAUAUCUGUAAAUAGUGUGAGCUUAGAGGGGGUCAGCCACUAUGCUGCAAUUGAAAUUUUGCAGAAUGCACCUGAAGAUGUGACACUUGUUAUCUCCCAGCCAAAAGAAAAGAUAUCUAAAGUGCCUUCUACUCCUGUGCACAUUGCCAAUGGCAUGAAAAAUUACAUGAAGAAAACUUCCUACAUGCAAGAAAGCGCUAUAGAUUCUUCUGAGGAUCACCGCUGGCCACGUGGUACCUUGAGGCACAUCUCAGAGAGCUCUUUUGGGCCGUCUGGGGGUCUGAGGGAAGGAAGCCUCAGUUCUCAAGAUUCCAGGACUGAGAGUGCCAGCUUGUCCCAGAGCCAGGUCAAUGGUUUCUUUGCCAGCCGUGUAGGUGACCGAACCUGGCAAGAAUCCCAGCAAGGCAGCCCUUCCCCUUCUGUGGUAUCCAAAGGCCCUGAGAAGAAGAGGACCUCUACUGACAGUAACCAAAGCAAAGCUAGAAAUCCAGGCGUUUCUGAGGCAACAGAUUACUCUGAUCGUGGAGAUUCAGACAUGGAUGACGCCACUUACUCCAAGAGUCAGGAUCAUCAAACACCAAAAAAGGAAUCUUCCUCCUCAAUGAAUACAUCCAACAAUAUGAAUUUUAAAACUUUUCCUUCAUCACCUCCUAAACCUGGAGAUAUCUUUGAGGUUGAACUGACUAAAAAUGAGAACAGCUUGGGGAUAAGUGUCACGGUACUGUUUGACAAGGGAGGUGUGAAUACCAGUGUCAGACAUGGUGGCAUUUAUGUGAAAGCUGUUAUUCCCAAGGGAGCAGCAGAGUUGGAUGGUAGAAUUCACAAAGGUGACCGUGUCCUAGCUGUCAAUGGAGUUAGUCUGGAAGGAGCUACCCAUAAGCAAGCUGUGGAAACACUGAGAAAUACAGGACAGUUGGUCCAUCUGUUGUUAGAAAAAGGACAGUCUCCAGCAUCCAAAGAACAUGUCCCUGUAACCCCACAGUGCACUCUGCCAGAAUCAGAUGGCCAAGGUCAAGUCCUUGAAAAAAUGAUGAAGAAAGUUACUCCUGUCAAAGACUACAACUUUGUUACUGAAGAGAACACAUUUGAAGUAAAAUUGUUUAAAAAUAGCUCAGGCCUAGGGUUCAGUUUUUCUCGAGAAGAUAAUAUUAUACCUGAGCAAAUGAAUACCAGCAUCGUAAGGGUUAAAAAGCUCUUUCCUGGGCAGCCAGCAGCAGAAAGUGGAAAAAUUGAUGUGGGAGAUGUUAUUUUGAAAGUGAAUGGAACCUCUUUGAAAGGACUGUCUCAGCAGGAAGUUAUAUCCACUCUCCGAGGAACAUCUCCAGAAGUAUCCUUGCUUCUCUGUAGACCUCCACCUGGUGUGCUACCAGAAAUUGACCCUGCUCUUUUGACCCCGCUACAUUCUCCAGCACAAGUACUUCCAAACAACAGUAAAGACCCUUCUCCACCUGCCUGUGCAGGGCAAGGCAACAGCUCAGAUGAAAAUGAAAUGUCUGACAAAAGCAAGAAACAAUGCACAUCCUCAUGCAGGAGAGACAGUUACAGUGACAGCAGCGGGAGUGGAGAAGAAGACUCAGUGAAAGCUCCAGCAAAGAUACCAAACAUGAGCUGGAGUUCAGCUUCGCAUCACACCCCAAGCAAUGCAGCAUCACAGGCACAAAAUCAACAUGAGGCAACCAGAAGUCAAGAAGACAUCAUUUGUACCAUGUUUUACUGUCCCCAGAAAUUACCCGAUAAACCAGGACUUGAACACAGUAAUCCUCCUUCCCCUUUACCACCGGAUAUGACUUCUGGGCUACCCGAAACAGAAUGUGUUUCCACUAAUUUAACAGACAAAUAUCAUAUACAUCACACUUCUGAACCAACAAGACAAGAAAGCUUGACAUCUUUGAAAAAUGAUUUGGAGAACCACCUUGAAGACUUAGAGCAGGAAGUAGAACUCAUCAUUACUCUAAUUAAAUCAGAAAAAGGAAGCCUGGGUUUUACAGUAACCAAAGGCAAUCAGAGUAUUGGUUGUUAUGUUCAUGAUGUCAUUCAGGAUCCAGCCAAAAGUGAUGGAAGGCUAAAACCUGGGGACCGUCUCAUAAAGGUUAAUGAUACAGAUGUUACAAACAUGACUCACACAGACACAGUGAAUCUGCUCCGAGCUGCACCCAAGACAGUCAGAUUGGUUCUUGGACGAGUUCUAGAGUUGCCCAAGAUGCCAGUGCUGCCUCAUUUGCUGCCUGACAUUACGCUGACAUGCAACAAAGAGGAGUUAGGUUUUUCCUUAUCUGGAGGUCAUGGCAGCCUUCAUCAAGUGGUAUAUAUUAGUGAUAUCAAUCCAAGAUCGGUUGCAGCAGUUGAGGGUAAUCUCCAGCUAUUAGACAUCAUCCACUGCGUGAAUGGAGUCAGCACACAAAGCAUGACCUUGGAAGAAGCUAAGAGAGUAUUAGACAUGUCACUUCCUGCAGUGGUGUUAAAAGCAACAAGAGAUGGUCAGCCAGUCAUCCCAAGUUCCAGGAAGUAUGCUGUUUCAACCCCAAAAUCAACCAGAGCCAAUGGUCAUCAAACUUCGGAGCCUUGUGGCAGAUCCACCCUCACUCCUAAUAAUUCCUUCUCCAAGGUUAAUGGGGAAGAAAUAAUUGAAGUCUUGUACCCUGAAGAAAAACACUCUACUUAUCAGAUGAAGGCAUCAACAAAUCUCAUUCUGUCCAAAGGUAGUUUUCCAAAUCAGUCAUCCAAUUUCUCUACAUGCCCUAAUUAUUCAGAAUCUGAUGUACAAGAAGAUGAUAUUUAUGAUGACUCUCAAGAAGCUGAAGUUAUCCAGUCUCUGCUGGAUGUUGUGGAUGAGGAAGCCCAGAAUCUUUUAAACCAAAAUAAUGCAGCAGGAGGUGCCUGUGUUCCAGGUGCACUAAAAACCAUUGGAACAUUUCCUGAAGAAAAAGCAGAAGAUACAGAUUGUGGUGGGUCACCUUUACCUGAAGAUUUUACAGAGGAUAAUUUCCCUUCUUACUCUUCUUACUCUUCCUACCAAACAUCUUUGGAAUUGUCAAAAUCUACCAAAAUGAAUGGCUGUGAAGAAUAUUGUGAAGAAAAAGUAAAAACUGAAAGAUUAAUUCCAGACUCACAGGAAAGGAGGACUGAUGGUGAUGAAAUGACGCAGGAAAGUGAGGAAUCGCCAAUACAAACAACAAACCAUGAAGAUGCCCAUAAAGGCAAGGAGUUCAGUAGCAGUUUUUUUCAUCAAAAAAACAGCCACCCCUUUCUAACAGACGAGGAGCUCGCUGCACUUCCCGUUGUCAGAGUGCUUCCCUCUGGUCAAUACACUGGCACCAGGUUGAAAUCAGUCAUUCGAAUGCUGCGGGGUUUGCUAGACCAAGGAAUUCCUUCUAAGGAGCUGGAGAAUCUUCAAGAAUUAAAGCCUUUGGAUCAGUGUCUAAUUGGACAAACUAAGGAAAACAGAAGGAAGAACCGAUAUAAAAAUAUACUUCCCUAUGAUGCUACAAGAGUGCCUCUUGGAGAGGAAGGUGGAUAUAUCAACGCCAGCUUCAUUAAGAUGCCGGUGGGGAAAGAAGAGUUUGUUUAUAUUGCCUGCCAAGGACCUCUUCCUGCAACUGUUGGAGAUUUCUGGCAAAUGAUUUGGGAACAAAAAUCCACAGUGAUAGCCAUGAUGACCCAAGAAGUAGAGGGGGAGAAAAUCAAAUGCCAGCGCUAUUGGCCCAGUGUCCUAGGCAGAACGACAAUGGUCAGCGACAGGCUUCGGCUGGCUCUUGUGAAAAUGCAGCUGCUGAAGGGCUUUGUCGUGAGGGCAAUGACCCUAGAAGAUAUCCAGACAAGAGAGGUGCGACGUAUUUCUCACCUGAAUUUCACUGCCUGGCCAGACCACGAUACGCCUUCUCAGCCAGACGACCUGCUCACUUUUAUCUCUUACAUGAGACACAUUCACAGCUCAGGCCCAAUCAUCACACACUGCAGCGCUGGCAUUGGACGCUCAGGGACCCUGAUUUGCAUAGAUGUGGUUCUAGGGUUAAUCAGUCAGGAUCUGGAGUUCGACAUCUCUGACUUAGUGCGCUGCAUGAGACUGCAGAGACACGGGAUGGUUCAGACACAGGAUCAAUAUAUUUUCUGCUACCAAGUCAUCCUUUAUGUCCUGACACGUCUCCAAGCUGAAGAAGAAGAAAAAGAACAGCCGCAGCCUCUGAAGUGACCUGAAAAAACAGCCUUCUGGGUGCCUUUCUGGUUCUCGCCUUAACAUCCAGCAGAUGCUCCUGUUACCCAUUAAAAACAAAGACCGCAGGACAGCAAGUCCGCACGGCGUCGGCACGCCCGCCCCUCUGCCUCAGAGGGGCGUUCUUCAUCACAGUGGGUCACCUCGCGGUGCUCUGUUUGUACAGCUACUUAACCUGUGAUAGUUAUUUUUCAAAAAAUUUAACACUGAAUAAUGCAGCUCUUAGGGACAAUUAAGGCAGCAUUUAAUUAUAGUGGACAUUGUUACAAGGACACACUGAGUCUAUUUUUAAUGUAUCUUGUUUAUAGAAAAAUUAUUUUCCAGUAUUUCAAUAAAGUAGUAUUUUAUAGGGAUACUUAAAACCAAUAUUUAAGCUUUAAAUGACAGUAGUAUUGGCAUAGGAAAAAAGUAGCAAAUGUUUACUGUAUCAAUUUCUAAUGUUUACUAUAUAGAAUUUACUAUAAUAUAUUUAUAUAUACUUUUUUCUGAAAAUGGAGGGAUCAGAUGUUUGUAACUGCAUCGUCCAUUUGUUAUACAUCAUCUCACGUUGUAAAUAAAAAUACACUUUAAAAUAUGAAA
Messenger RNA from Artibeus jamaicensis (Jamaican fruit-eating bat), 8686 nucleotides. RefSeq names its product protein tyrosine phosphatase non-receptor type 13 (gene PTPN13). Gene Ontology annotation, molecular function: protein tyrosine phosphatase activity; phosphatidylinositol 3-kinase regulatory subunit binding. Gene Ontology annotation, biological process: peptidyl-tyrosine dephosphorylation. The transcript is spliced from 49 exons. The coding region runs from base 461 to 8086 and encodes 2541 amino acids. Gene Ontology annotation, cellular component: nucleus; cytoplasm; cytoskeleton. The record is from RefSeq and is a predicted model, not a curated record. NCBI's taxonomy places the organism in Eukaryota, Metazoa, Chordata, Mammalia, Chiroptera, Phyllostomidae.